This is a messenger RNA of Anastrepha obliqua, 3766 nucleotides long. RefSeq names its product exocyst complex component 2 (gene Sec5). Lineage: Eukaryota; Metazoa; Arthropoda; Insecta; Diptera; Tephritidae. The coding region runs from base 88 to 2778 and encodes 896 amino acids. Gene Ontology annotation, cellular component: exocyst. Gene Ontology annotation, biological process: Golgi to plasma membrane transport; exocytosis. The record is from RefSeq and is a predicted model, not a curated record. The transcript has 10 exons.
CUGCCAAAAUCAUUUGUUUACGUCGAGUAAUGAAAGAACUUUUUUCCUAAUAGGAAAUCGCGCAUCCAAUAAAAUAAACUUUUCCUAAUGGCUCCACAACCGGUCGUAACUGGGCUUUCACCAAAAGAGGGUCCACCAGGCACUCGUGUUAUAAUACGUGGAGAGUUCCUAGGUACAAGAGCCACCGACCUUAUAGGACUGAAAAUUUGCGGUUCUGAUUGCCUGCUAUCCGCGGAAUGGAAAUCAGCCAAUAAAAUAAUAGCACGUACAGGACCUGCAAAGGGCAAAGGCGAUAUUAUUGUGACUACUAUUAGUGGUGGUGAAGGCACAUCGACAGUGCAAUUUCGUGCAUAUCAUGAAACUAUUGGCCCCUUGAAAGAGUCGGCAGUAUGGAUAGAGGAAUCUCCAUCACAAAAUUUUGCUUGGGGUCGACGCACUUUGGCGCAAUCAGUUUUGACGCAGGAAGAUCCUCUCGGUUUAUCUAUUGAGGGUAAUGAGCAGAAAAUACCGGAAGAUUUGCGAGAUUUGUUUCCCGAUGCAAGUGGUGAUUUAUCACAAGAUAAUUUUUCACCUGCAUGGUUUUUGCUUGAGAAUCACUUGGCCACUUCUUUUGAGGAUUUGAAGGCUGGCUUAGCCUAUUUGAAGCGAAAAGUAGAGAGUCAAAAGGAAGGACAAUUGUCAUUUUUGAAGUCUAAUGCAGGUUCUGUGAUUGAUCAGUUAGACACGCUGAUGAAUAUUCGAGAUAAGUUGCAAGAAGAUACGCGCAUAUAUGGUACAGAGCCCCUAAAUGUUCUCGAGAGUUCUAUAGAUAAUUCCAUUAGUGAAUCACAAAAUAUUUUCACUGAAGUAUUAUUACGCAAAGAGAAAGCUGACUCCACACGAGCUGUUCUAUUUGCACUUUCGCGUCACAAAUUUCUAUUUUGUCUGCCAAAUUCAGUGGAGCGACGCGCACAGGCUGGUGAAUAUGAUAUAGUAGUAAAUGAUUAUGCGCGUGCUAAGAACCUGUUUGGAAAAACCGAAAUACCGAUGUUUCGACGGGUGCUCGAGGAAGUGGAUCAGCGUAUUCUACAAAUUCGGAAGCAGCUGCACGAGAAAGUAGUUAAAAUGCCUCAAAGUGUGGAGCAGCAAAAGAAACUGAUAAAAGCGCUGACCAGUUUAGAGGUACAACAGAGCGGCACUACAAUUGGUGAUCGCUUGCGUAAUGCCGAUCCAGCUUGGGAUGCUAUUGAAGCACGUGCGAAAUAUUUAGAAUUCACUUUCAAGCAAGCGUUUGAACAGUAUGCAUCGAAGGAUCAAGCAGGGCAAGAAAAAUCCAAGAACCGCGAAAAUACCAAUCAACCGCAUAGUCGAGUACUCUUCUGUGAAGAGAUUUGUGAUAUUGCUGCAUCCCAAUUGCCAGAUUUGUGGCGGCUAGGCCAGUUAUAUUUCACGGGUGAACUGCGUGGUGCACAUGAUCCCAAACCAGGAGAUUUCAAGCGCAUGGUUUUAAAUGCAAUCGAAAAAUUCUGCGCUUACUUGCGUGUCGCUGUACUCAUUGCUUCAGACUUGCGUGCGUUGCGUCAAACAACUGGCUUGGCCUGGCCAAUAGGCUCGUCAUCUGCUACCCACCAAUUUCUGCCUUGGAUAUCGCAGUGUUUGCGUUAUACGCGCAUCACAUACGCCACUCUUAUACGUUUAGAUUUACCGUCUGAGGCAUUGGAUAUCAUACAGAAGUUAAUUGAUGAAAUACGCAUUUUCUGUUUCUCAAUAACUUUCAAACGCGCUACUGAUCGCUGUAAGAAGCUAGGGGAACAAGAAACUUGGGAUAUGGGAGUCGAAGACUUUCCAGGCGCAACAAUGUUGCCAAAUUGUUUAGAAAAACUAUUGAUAGAGACGCUGGAUGAGACGCAAAGCACAUGCAUGAACCCAGAAAUAAGAGAAGGAAAUUUACUGGAGCCACAAUCAGAUGGCCAAAGGGAAGUGUCACAACGUUUACAAGAAUUUCUAGCAACAUUCUGCGGCGUUAUUGAAGAGCUAGCCUAUCAGUCACAUGACGAGGAAACACCAACACACAAUGUUUCGCAGCUUAUUGGCUAUCCAAAUGUGCAGCAAAGCGGUAUGAUGUCUGGACGAUUUUGGAGCUCAAGCGUUAUUACUUGGGAGCAACGCAUGCUUUGUUGCCUGGCCAACUGCGCCUAUUGCAACAAGAGCUUCUUUCCACACGUAGGCGAUGUUUUUGUUAAAUACGGUUACCCAUUGCCCACACUGGCAAUUGAAACUUCACGCUAUUCCGUAAAUCAACUAUUCACAAAUCUUCUGGAGGCCUAUGUAGAACAUAAGGGUGAUCCGUUGGUUGGCACAAUAGAACCAUCAAUGUAUUUGGGUCGUUUUCAAUGGGACAACGAAAUGGAAAUCGGCAAACUGCGUCCAUAUGCGCACGAAUGCGCUGAUAAUUUAGUCGGUGUCUAUUCAGAGAUAUAUACCAUAUCACCAGCAUUGCUGCGCCCAAUACUUGAACCGAUUGUGCUUACCGUUUCUGAGGAGCUGGCGCGCCUGAUGAGCUGUGUGCAAGAAUUUAGCUACACUGGCGCCAUACAAGCGAAUGUCGAUAUACGCUUGUUAAGAGAUGCCUUAAAAUUCUAUACAAAUGAGACCGGAAAAAAUUAUUUCCUUGAAGCCUUGGAGGCUAUAAAACCACCACUUAAUGCGGAGCAAUUAAAAAAAAGCGAUGCAAUUUUGGAGCGUGUAAAAGAAUGCAUGAAGUUGCAACUAAUGUGCUUCGCAGUCAAGGAUCCGUGAAUUUGAUUGUUACGGUGAAAUAUGCAAAAAAAAAAAAUCGUAAUUCAAAUAUGUAUUAAGCCUAGGUGUUAAAGAUACUCAUAUAUUUAUUCCAAUUUGAUUGCUACGAAAAUUUGAAAUACACUAUCCAAUAUACAGCCAUGGUCAUAUAAAUAGCACAUUAAGACUUUGAAAGCAAAGAGUUGAAUAUGUUUUUAAAUAAUUAUUUUUUAUUGGGGGAAAAAUCAACAUAAAAAUUAAAAAACUUAUUUAUUUCCACUUUAAAACAAAAGAAAUGGUCAAACACUUCAAAACAAAAAUAAUGAAUAGGAACGCAAAAAAAUCCAACGAAAAAAAACGGUAAAUUCCUUGCAUAAAUGUAAGCCUAAUAACGAUAAUAAAUGUAAACAAACAAAUUUAUUUGAUCAAAGCAGAGUUCGUACUAAAAAAUUAACUUAACAUAUAAGGUUUACAUUUAUGCUAUUUAUCUGUCCAUGGCUGUAUGUACAUCCAUACCUACAUAUGUACUCGUAUUUAAAAACAAAUAAUAAUUAUGUUGUGCAUAUAAUCUAGAGAUCUAACCGACUGAGCUGCUACUCCAAAUUUUUUGGUGUGUUGAUGUGUAAAUUAUUUUAAUUUAAAUGAUAAUUGCGCGCAUGUUUUGGUUUUAUUUUGUUAACCGUUGUUGAAAACACUUCUUAUGCAUAUCGACCUAACUUAAUAUAGGGUUAUUCAAUAGGUGCGCUUCAACUUUUUUCCGAUAGGGAGGGCGAACGACGCAAUAUUUUUUAUUUUUCGCUUGUCAUUUGUAAACUUCAUUAGUAUACAUUUCAUCAUGGAACGCUACACACUUGAGCAACGAUUGCAAAUCGUGCAAAUUUUUUAUGAAAAUAAUCGUUCUGUUGCUGCUUCUUUAAGAGCAUUACGUCCAUUUUACGGUCCAUUUAACAAGCCGUCCCGUUUUGUGGUUAUGUGAAGUCAUUGGUCUACAGUAACAACCCGGCGACGA